AUGCCAGGUAGCGGAGAGUUGGAUUCAGCAGAACAGCAGAUAAAGGAGCAGACUGACCAAACCGGGGUUUCAGGAGAGCCUCAAUCAGAGGAUGAUGCGGAUAUUAACCAGAUUCUAGAGGAGCUCCCAAGAGCUACAUCUGCUCCUCCUCAGUUGGCAGAACUGCAGAAAGUUUAUGGCAUCGCUCCGGACACAGGAGCAUUCGCUGGUAGCGGCGAGGGUGACGUGGCUGUCAAACCUUUCGAAGACAUCCGAAGAGACGAAGACUACGAGGAGUUCUACAAGGUGUAUUCCGGCGUGAAGAAACUCCCACCUCCCGUGGAGAAUCUCCAGCUUUACACCGAUUCGCCUCGGAUCUCUGCAAGAGAAGGCGAGAUGGGCUCCGAUGGUGGAUUCUUUGGCAGUUUGGCACUAGACGACAGCAAGCUGAGGGAAAGCAUGGAAGAGAUGAGGAGGCAGGACGCGGAGAGGGUACAGAAAGAGGGCGGGAGCGCCAAUGACGGGGCGACGCCUGGUAGCGGAGGGGACGGGACGGACGAGGAGGCCUUUCUGGAGGAGAUGCAGCGGCAGGUGGCUCAGCAGCAGGCGCUGCAAGAACGGGAGAUGUCACGAAAAGCGCUGGUUGACAAGAGGCCGGGUCAAGACGCCUCUGGAGCUAAUGGUUUGGCAGCGGCUUUUCAGGGGCUCGGUGUAGGAGGAUCUACACCCGUUGUCAGAGAUGCGAGUGCCAGUAACGAAGCUGCUGGUAGCGGAUCAGGAGAAGUCAAGGCAGGGUCCCAGCAGCAAGUGAGCAGCCCUUCUGCAAGUCAAGGCGGCAAGGACAGUCCAGUCAUAGUAGGGACGGCUAAUGUAGGCGGGUUUAUGGGAGGAAUGAGUGGCAUUUCUGCUCUUGGUUCCUCCGCCGCUGGAGGGAUCUCUGCUCUUGCAGGCACGGUUGGAGGCCCUGGUGGUAUACCACCCGCUCUUGCUGCGAGUCUGCUGGGCGGAGCUGUGGGUUUAGAUCCGUUCACGACCGCCGCGCUGCUACAGGCGAUGGGAGGAGCCUCAGGGGCGUCUGGAGCGGGCUUAGAGGAGCUUCUGGCAGCCGUGGGUGGAGGAGGAGCGGCAGGAGCUGCAGCAGGACUGGCUGGAGUAGGACUUGCAGGCGCAGCCUCAGCAGCAGGACUGCCUGUCGGAAUGGGCUUGUCAGCUGCAGCCGCAGCCUUUGCUGCCCCCAGCCAAAACAAAGACAAGGCUGUGGAGGCAGGGAAAGGCGCAGCAACUGACGCCAGCGCGAAGAAAGCAGGAUCAAGCGCCGCUGGACCAGCAACUCCCCCCCCAGGAGCUCCUCUUGCUCCCGCUGCUGCUGCAAGCUCCCCUUCUCUGGCUGGAGCCGCAGGAGGGGCACUGCCAGGACUUGGUUCCCCGGGGCUAGGCAGCCAGGGCGCGGGGCUUCUGGGUCUGGACACCCUUCUAGCUCAAGGGGGCGCCGGGCUCUUGCCUGGGAUGCUGCCUGGUGCAGCAGGCAUCGCCCCCUCGAAUCUGCACCUGUACGAGCAGCUGCUGAGGGCUAGAGCAGGCGCGCCUGGGGUGGACUUGUAUGGCGGGAUGGGAGGCAUGGCGGCAGCGGCGGCAGCAGCUGCGGGGAUUCCAGGCAUGGGUGCCGGCGCACCUGGGGCUGCUGGGCAGAGAGGGGGGUUUGGUAUGGGUAUGGGGCUGGACGGGUUUGGGCUGGGUGGGCUUGGCGCGCCUAUGGAUGCGUUUUCAGCAGCUGCUGCUCUGCAGGCUGCGAGGAUGUUCCCUGGGGCGAACCCUGCGGAUAUGCUCUCUGCCAUGGGGGGAAUCCAACAGCCACAGCAGCCGCUGCAGGUCCAGCCGCAGCAAGUAGUGGCGGGGCCGGGGGAGAAGGAUUCUAAGGAUAAGGGAGGAAAGGGGCCUUCACAAGGGGUGGCAGCAGGAUCGGAUGUGGAUAUGUCCUCGCUGCUUCAGGCACAGCAGGCUGGUUACCGCGUAGGGGCGGCUCCUUAUGUGUCUCCUGACAGAGGUCCACGUGCAGGCGGGGCAAGAGGAACCCCCCCUGGGUUUGGCGGCAGCAGUGCAGGGGCAGCACGAGGGGUGGGGAUGGGAGCCAGCGGGGCGCCCGGAAUGCUGGGGCCUGGUGGGGGUGGCAUGCGGAAGAGAAUGGACGGGGCGAGCGGGGCGAAUGGGGCGAAUGGGCUGAUGGGUCCAGGGCCGGGAUCUGGGCUGGGUGGAGGAGGGGACCUGGGGGGUGGGUCGCCUUCAGUGGGGGGGUAUUCUGGGGCUGGAGGGUUGAUGGGGGGGUAUGGGGUGGGAGGGAUGGGGAUGGGGCUGGGAUCGGCGCAGCAUUCGAAGUACUCUUCACUGGAUGAGGUGGAAGGGCAGAUGGCCGUCAUUGCCAAGGACCAGCAUGGAUGCAGGUUUCUGCAGCGUAAAUUCGACGAAGGUAGUCCAGAGGAGGUGGCGCGCAUAUUCAAGGAGAUCAAGCCACACAUGGUGGAGCUCAUGACAGACCCGUUUGGCAAUUAUCUGGUGCAGAAGGCUCUGGAGGUGUGCAGUGAGGUGCAGAGGGAAGAAAUCCUGGCCAUGGCCACGGAGAACCAGACGGACCUUGUCAGCAUCUCUCUCAACAUGCACGGCACGCGCUCGGUGCAGAAGCUGAUAGAGACGGUGACGGCCGCCCAGGCGGUGCAGCGGUUGACAGCCAGUCUGGCGGGCGGCGUGGUGACGCUCAUCAAGGACCUCAACGGCAACCACGUUGUGCAGCGCUGCCUUCAGCGCCUCUCCGCACAGCAGAACGAGUUCAUAUUCAAUGCGGCGGUGUCCCACUGUGUGGAGAUUGCAUCGCACCGCCAUGGCUGCUGUGUGCUGCAGCGCUGCAUUGACUUCGCACAGGGCCAGCAGAAGAACCGCAUUCUUGCUGAAGUCGCCUCAAACGCCCUCGUCCUCUCCCAAGACCCCUUCGGCAACUAUGUGGUGCAAUACGUAUUGGACCUGGGCCUGCCCUGGGCGAUGGAGGAGGUGGUGGUGCGGAUGCAGGGGCAGUACGCGCCCUUGGCGCAGCAGAAGUUCAGCAGCAACGUCGUGGAGAAGUGCCUCAAGCUCGCCCCAGACAACUGCCGCCACCUCAUCAUCCAGGAGCUCGUCGUCUCGCCCCUGUUGGGCCAAUUGCUUCAGGAUCCGUUCGCAAACUAUGUGGUUCAGUCCGCACUCACUGUGGCUAAGGGACCGCUGUACACUGCCCUGGUGGAGGCCAUUCGCCCACAUCUGCCGUCCCUCCGCAGCAGCCCCUACGGCAAGCGCAUCCUCGCGCGCACCAACCUCCGCCCCAAGUAG
This is a messenger RNA of Closterium sp. Yama58-4, 3333 nucleotides long. NCBI's taxonomy places the organism in Eukaryota, Viridiplantae, Streptophyta, Zygnematophyceae, Desmidiales, Closteriaceae. The record is from the annotation of a GenBank genome assembly.